CUAACUAAUCUAAUGCACUUCAAUUUGAUAAGAUAAUACUUUUACAUGCAGCAAAUAAAUACAGACAUAAACAUUAUUUCGAUCAUUAAUUGUAACUGUGUUCUAUAACAUUUACAAUAAAAUAAUGGCCACCACGAGUAGGACCGUCCACCCAACUGCUGAUGAAGCCAUAAUGGAACAUUGCCUUUCACUGGCUCGAAAAAGCAAGGACCCCAAGAUUCAAGUAGGAGCUUGCGUGGUCAAUACCCAAGAUAUGAUUAUUGGUUCAGCUUUUAAUUCACCCCCAAAUGGGUGGCCUGGUGGUUCACUACCUUCGACGAAAAAUCUUCCAAGUGAACACUUUUAUGGCCUUUACGUUUGUCCUACCGAACAAAUCGCUAUUGCUAACGCCAUGGCUGCGAACGCAACUCUUGAAAAGUGUACUCUUUAUACCACACAUUUUCCUUGUAACGAAUCCGCUAAAUUGAUCAUUCAAACAGGCAUUAAAAAAAUUGUCUACUUGAACGACGAACAUAAGGAAUUGAGAAAAUUUACAGUUGCCAGAGAAAUGUUAAACACUGUUGGAAUUGAAUGCGAAAAGUUUUCUUCAAGUGACAAGAUUGUUUUAAAAAAUGAAAUAAUUAUGGCUUUCUGUGAAAAAGUGUCCCGUAACAGCAAAGAUCCUAAAAAGAAAGUUGGAGCGUGCGUUGUCAAUGCUCAAGGCCAAGCGAUUGGUUGGGGUUUCAACGAUAUGCCUCAAAGUCAUGAGGAUUUCAACAAAUAUUGGGAGAAUCCAAAAGAAAAACUACUUCGCGUAUGUCAUGCAGAAUUGAACGCAAUUGUCAAUUCGAAAGGUUCCUUAAAGAAUGCAAAACUUUACUGUACUUGGUUCCCUUGCAAUAUUUGUGCACAAUUAAUUGUAAAUACUGGCAUCAAAGAAGUUUUCUACGAUCAAGAGCUUGGUCCAAAAUGGGCGAAAAUGAUGAACGCAUCUAAAGAAAUGUUCUCGGUCGCGGAAAUUAAGCUUAAGCAAGUAACUCCGAAGAUGGAUAUCAGUGACCAGGAAAUAAACGACUUUAUGUCUAAAAUUACGUUUCAGUGAAUUUAUAAAGUACAUAUACUGAAACAAUAAACAUGAAACGAUAAGUAAA
Tribolium castaneum (red flour beetle) is the source of this 1130-nucleotide messenger RNA. RefSeq lists its product as uncharacterized. The transcript is spliced from 6 exons. Gene Ontology annotation, cellular component: cytoplasm. Gene Ontology annotation, molecular function: zinc ion binding; hydrolase activity. The record is from RefSeq and is a predicted model, not a curated record. Lineage: Eukaryota; Metazoa; Arthropoda; Insecta; Coleoptera; Tenebrionidae. The coding region runs from base 125 to 1081 and encodes 318 amino acids.